UUCCCUGGUAACGCUUAGGCCCGAUCGUAGCAGAAUGUUUCUUGUCGGACACUUUUAGCAGUUGGAACUUCUUGUCAGCUAAUCAACAUGGCGUUAAGAUUCAUGGUAAAUCGUGGUGCAUUAACGUUAGGAAUUCAUUGUCACCGUGUUUCCAGAAAUAUAUCGUUAUCGCAGGUUAGAGAAAAAAAGCGAUGGAUGAGAGCAUACACAUACCUCAUGGCGAAGAAGUUGAAGCUUGAGGGACCUCCACCACCGAAGCCACGCUCUCAGCAGCCUCAUUGGGAUUACCAUGCUGAGGUUCAGGCUUUCAGCACUCGCCUUCAUGAGAACAUCUCCUUGGAGCUACUUAAAACAGCUUUCAUCAAUCCGUGUUACCUGCAGGCAGAGCAGGAGAGGAGACAGAGGUUAGGUGUGGACUCCGAGACCACAGCUCUUGUUCUUAAAGAUAAUAUUCAUCUGAGUCAAAAGGGAGCAGGUUUCACCCAAAGCUUCCUGACCGACUGGUGCAGGGCCAGCUUCCCAAAUCUGCCAAGCGAGGGGGUUGAGAGUAUUGUAGGGCACCUCACCAGUUCAGCAGUUGUGACCUAUGUUGCAAGAAAUCUUGGCAUUGAAGACCUUACCAUGAGUGCAGAAUUCCCUGUUCCUGAUGAUGUGCUCCAUUCUACAUUCAUGGCAGUUAUUGGAGCUCUACAGGAGAGCAGUGGAGCAGAGCGAGCAGAAUUCUUCCUAAGGGAUUUUCUGGUCACUCAGCUAAUAGGAAAAGACCUGUUUGAUAUGUGGAAAGUGGUCAACCCCAUGGGACUACUGGUGGAGGAACUUACUAAGAGGAACAUUCCUUUGCCAGAGCCUCGUCUCAUCAGGUCUGCUGGAGCCAGUACUGUCCUGCCACUAUACUUCGUCGGCUUGUACAGUGAUAAGAAGCUUCUGGCUCAGGGUCCAGGAGAGACACUUAUAGCAGCAGAGGAAGAGGCAGCUUAUGUGGCCCUGCGGAGACUUUAUGGAUACACCGAGAACUGCAAACCCUUUGACUUCUCUCCACAAAAACAGCAGCAUCAGCAGCCAUUAAUUCAGUCAGUCAGCAGUAAUUAAAGAAGCAACUCUUAGGCCGCAGCGGGAAAUCAUAUAAAAGAUAUGCAGCCAGACAGGAAAGUGGCGUGAAUCUACUCAAAAGUUACUUUGAGAUCUUGUUUGCUGACUAUAGAAUUGCAACACAUUGUAAGAAGAAAGUAAAGGGAAAUUAGGUCACCAUUUACCUUAUUAAACAUAGUCCAAUGCUUCGUUGUCAUUUUCACCCAUACAUAGGCAGUAAGCUUUAUUGUCCAAAUAAAACAUGUGACUAUCUUAUAAGAUAUUGCUUUUUGUUGUAUCAGAAGAUCUGUUAUCAUUUUGUAAGUUAUAAGUCCACUGAUCCUAUAGCUAAAAACCUACAGGUUCAGCUGUCUGUGGAACAAAAUAUCCCAUAUAUCUGUUUGUCCUUGUAAAUAAUACAACUGAUAUUUGGUUUACUUUGCAUUCUGUUAUGAUGUUCAUAUGUAAUAAAGUUUGUGUACAUCACGA
This is a messenger RNA of Monopterus albus (swamp eel), 1557 nucleotides long. It is a transcript of the gene mrpl44, whose product is annotated as mitochondrial ribosomal protein L44. Gene Ontology annotation, biological process: RNA processing; mitochondrial translational elongation. Gene Ontology annotation, cellular component: mitochondrial large ribosomal subunit; microprocessor complex; nucleus. The record is from RefSeq and is a predicted model, not a curated record. Gene Ontology annotation, molecular function: ribonuclease III activity; double-stranded RNA binding. The transcript has 4 exons. The coding region runs from base 88 to 1089 and encodes 333 amino acids. NCBI's taxonomy places the organism in Eukaryota, Metazoa, Chordata, Actinopteri, Synbranchiformes, Synbranchidae.